AUGACAUCAAUUGGUGUUGUCGAAGUGUUUGCAAACAAUCAAAUGGAAAAUGAAGGUUUGUUUGAGGGAGAUAUUGCUGGCAUUGACCCUUACGCAUUAACGAAAGUUGAAUUUUUACUCGAAUUUUCUCUAUUUCAAGGAAACGUGAAGGAUAUUCUUCAAGAAGCCUUUGAUGAGUAUGAAUCCAAAACGUGCCUCAAGUUUAAAGAACGAACACCAACUACGAAUGACUACAUCUUGUUUACAAUCGUUUCUGGCUGCUGGUCAUCUGUCGGUCGCAAAGGAGGUGAGCAAGAAAUAUCUUUGAGUGAAGGAUGCCACGACAAAGUGUCUGCUGUUCACGAAAUCGGACAUGCUAUUGGACUUUGGCAUGAGCACAGCAGGUCAGACAGAGACGAAUAUUUAGAAAUAUUGUGGGGGAACAUUAAGACAGGCUCAGAACGUAACUUCUUGAAGUUGAAACCUUGGGAAAACAAUUUAUUAGGCGAGAAAUUCGACUAUAAGUCUAUCAUGCUAUAUGGUGAAUAUGCAUUCGCAAAGGAUCGCAAUUCAAUGACUAUGAAACCCAGAGAAGAAAAUGUCACCAUUGGACUUAUCAAUAACAAACCUGGACUGAGUGAUAGUGAUGUCAGGCGAAUCAACAAAAUGUAUGAAUGCAAUGAUGAAAAAAGACCACCACCACCGGAGGUGCCCGAUUUCACUUGUGAUUUCGAAGCUGAUAUGUGUGGUAUGGAGAAUGCCGACAACAAUUAUAAGACUCAAUGGAAAAUUGAAAAUGGAACAUUAGGAGGCCGGGACGGUAGCUAUAUUUUCGUCAAUGCUGCAGAUGCGUCCUAUCGAAAAAUCCGUUUAAUAACACCUUUUUUCGGCGCCUAUGGACGCAAGAAGGCCUGUUUUAAUUUCGACACCUUCUUUAACGGUGGGGGUGCCGUUUCCCUAGAUAUUUCAGUGCACUUUACCCACUCUUCUAAAUUAAUAAUGAAGCACAUAGAUAAAAAAGAUGAGUGGCAGAGUGUGCAAGUUCCUGUCGAUUUGGAAGGAGAUGUGAAGUUUACACUGGACGCCAAAACAAGAAAAUCUAACGGAGAAGGAAUAAUCGCUUUGGAUAAUAUUCGAUAUCAAUGGAAGGAAUGCUGAACGAACACCGUGUAAACAUAAUAAAUUCAAUGAGUCUUGUAUUUAAUUGAAUAUAAAGUCCUUGUAAUCUAGUAGUUGAAACUGA
Molecule: messenger RNA, 1222 nt
Organism: Parasteatoda tepidariorum (common house spider)
Lineage: Eukaryota; Metazoa; Arthropoda; Arachnida; Araneae; Theridiidae
Source: RefSeq, a predicted model, not a curated record